This is a messenger RNA of Mycena citricolor, 3862 nucleotides long. Lineage: Eukaryota; Fungi; Basidiomycota; Agaricomycetes; Agaricales; Mycenaceae. The record is from the annotation of a GenBank genome assembly.
GUCCCUAACCGGCCUCUAUGUUCUGAUGCUGACCAUCCGUUUCUCAGCUCUACUACGCUGCUUCUAAAUUCGGCACACACGACGUUCGUGGGGCACUGAAAUGUUCACCUUGCAUCAAAGGCUCACCUCAUCGCAGUCUGCUAUUUUCCUCGCCAAAUCCAACACUGGGCUUCCCGGCAGUUGGACGAAUGAAGGCCUGGUCACCAGCACGGGAUCCAGCAGCAACUACAACGUGAGUUGGUUAAUUUGGACUUAUGACGACGGCGUACUCAAUGCGUAAACCUAGGCAAUCGAUCCCAAGUAAGUCGCUUAUCUUCGCUUGAAGUAUCGCGAUCAAUGAGGCCCAUCACAGUCUCUUCAUCGGUGCGCCUGAUGGUCCCUUAUAAUGGCCAUGGAAACUGACCGGAUGAUUUCGAAGAUGGAAGCAACUGGUUCCUAUCCCUAGGCAGUUUCUGGUCCGGGAUCAAGCUUCAAUCGUGAGUGUCAGUCAUACAUCCCCUUCACUCUCCGACAGUUAUCUUGUUUCGUUUCCUAGACUCUCCGCUUCUACAGGCAAGCCGGCGAGCAGUGCUGUUACGUCACUUGCCGAGCGCAGCUCCGCGAGCGGCGGUGCAUUGGAGGCCAGCGUCAUCUACAAGUCGGGCUCUUACUACUAUCUGUUCACGUCCUGGGACAAGUGCUGUGCCGGCACCAGCAGCACCUACAACAUCCGAGUUGGCCGUUCAAGCCACGUGAAUGGGCCCUACGUUGACAAAGCCGGCGUCGAUCUCAUGAAAGGCGGCGGAACGCUUGUUUUGCAGACCCACGGAGGAGUCUUCGGUCCCGGCGGACAGGACAUCUACCAUGAUGUGGACGGUCCUGUGCUUGUUUAUCACUACUACACCUCGGCUGGCACUUUGCUGGGAAUCAACCUCUUGGAUUUCUCGUCCGGAUGGCCGGUUGUCAAGUGAUCCGUGGUCUUCGUUGGUUGACUAUCAGAUUUCGCCUUUGCCACUCAUUCCUAAUAUACCUCCUUCUAAUUCCGACAAGCACAAUCAUAAUAAAACGACUCAACGGGCUGCGUUGGCUGUAGCGAUCACUCGGGUUUCCGGAAUCUUUGAGCCGGAUUGAGAGCGUCGCCCAAAGAUAUCCUCGACUGGCUUUUGCUAUGAUAACUCACGGGUGAUGGUUGAACUGAAAGAGUGAUUUCGCCAAGCCCGGUGUCAUCGUUUACGAAAGAUCAGCGAAAGAUGGCACAAUUAGGCCAGGGGGAAGCGAAGUAUAGUGAGGGCCAUCCGCUCCCUGUCACUUACAAAAUGUAAAAUUGAAAGAGUUUGAAUCCAAGAGAACGAGACUGCAGCGACCGCCUUUGUUUCCUGUGUUACGCUUGGCCGCAAGUGGAAAUCUGAACAGAAAGCGUGUAUUGCUUAGUAUGACCUCAUCCAUACGCUUCCAGUUGGGACACUGACUCCGGUGGCUGUGUGGAUCUGCUAAUGAUGUAAUUUUGAACGCGGUACGGAUUCAUUUUCGCCUUGGCUUCCACCUCCACGCAUGUCUUCAUCCGUCGGGUCGCCAGCAGAGGGUGCAUCGUCUACCAAGAGGACGCCGUCUGAUGUGUUUCGCCCCCGACUACCCUUGGAUCCCUUCUCGCCUUCCUCUUCAGUUCCUCGAAUGUCACAAAUGAAGGAUCCUGACACACCUUGGGCUGCCUACGAAUUGCCUUUGCUGGCAGAAUCUUUCGAGCAGGGUCCGCGAGUACUACUGGUGCUCGGAGCAUCAAAUCCUCAUGUUUUGAGUCCCAUUCUCCGCUCUCGAACAUUUUCGAGCAGCGUUGUGCUAUACGUCACGCACACGAACCCUCAGCUUAAUGCUAUAACUGCUGCCAUCGGAUCCAAUCCCAGUCCACCCUGUGUCAGGGUUCUACGAUUGUCGGCUGCUCUGACACCCACAGCACCCGCCUUCGCUCUCACGCUCGUGGGCAUUCUCGAGGCAGCAGCGGCCGUAGCGCGCUCAUGGAGAGCAAAUCCGCACUCCGGUUCUCAAAUCGAGCAACUGUCCCAAGACUCCACCGGCUCCUUCACCGUGUGUGAGACCAUAUCCCCACAUCCCUCACCUCCACUUCAGGCGUCCGAGCACCUACACCAUGCUCUCAAGAAGCGCUCGUCAGUCCCAGCCUCACCUGACUCUCCGUAUUCCACCACCCGCUCACGACCGCCAUCCGCUCUUUCCGUCGACUCCACUGCCUCGAAACAGCGGAGUAGUUUCUUGAAUUUCUCGUCACGAUCUUCUACUUCUGUCCACCGACAGAACCCCAAACGAAUGUCUUCGCCCUAUCCGCCCACAUCGAAACGAAUGUCCAGCGGGACCAAGCGAGCUUCAGGCAUAAAACUGGAUGGAACUCGGGCGUUCGACGCGUUGAUCUCCUUUCUUCCACCUGCACAGCUGGAAAAGGCCGUACUCAAGCAGGUCGUUCUGGUCAGCACUCUCGCAGGGACUUUCCUGACUGGUCCGACCCUGUCUGGAAGCCCUCGGUUUGCAUCUGCACCUGGAUCUCGCCGAGGCAGUCUUAGCGGAAUCGUGCCUGAGUGGCCAAAGUCCCUGGCAAGCGGCGCAACAAGCCGCACUGGAUCCAUCAACGGCGACGGAUCAGACAGGCCGCAUUCACCUGCCCGGUCCAUCUUUAGCUCCAUCCGAAGCCAACCUACCUCCGUCUACCACGCUGCACUGUGGGGCACCCAGUGCAGGCCCCACAUUGUGCAUAUAUUGCCGGCGAGUUACAAGAGUCCGAAGCUGUCAGCUGCUCUCGGCGCAUUCGUAGCCUCGUAUUCGGCCCCAGCAGUGCCACUUCCAGUUUCGUUCUCGGCCUCGAGCUCAUCGGAGUUUUCGGAAGAGCUGCUGUCAGCUGGAGGAUCUUUCGGUCAAGGCAAAGGGAAAGCGCACGCCUAUGUCGUGGCAGAGCGCGCAGUGCCUCUCGCACUCGAAACCAUUCUUAUCGGCGGGAUUGAUUUUUCGGCAGAGGGCCAUGUCAGAGGGGGCGGCUGGGUUUCUGCGGUGCGGGUAGAAGAAACUGCCGCGUCGUAUGGGCUACCCACUCCGCCGGACAGCCGAAGUGGGAGUGGUGAAAGUGGGGAAGAAGGACAAUGCUCAGACGAGCCCGAGCCGGCACAGCCUGAACUGCCAUCGAUGGGAGAUCCAGUCCCGCAAAAAUCUGACAUUCCAUCAUCUUUCAACAACACAACAACUCGCAAACUCAGGCGGGCGAGCCAGCGGCGAAGUGAUGCAGAACCAGGUCGCUCGAUCUCACAACAGCCAACAUCCGCAAUCGCGCGCACGCCGAGCAACCGUCGGCGGGUCGAAAGUGCGCCGUCCGAUGCAGGAUUGGCCGGCAUUGGCGCCCGCGGAGGACGACCAGAUGAAAGCAAGAUAGCCUCAAGCACAGCACGUCCGAUAGGCAAAAAUCGCAAGACCUGGAGCCGAGGCAGCCGCUUCUUCGGAGGCAAAGGCCCCGACGAUUUCAAGCUGAAGCGCUCGACGAUGGGUACUACGGCUCCGAACAAAUCCAGAGUAGCUGCCUUGCGAACAAGCGAUGAGCGGGGCCGCAGCUCCCCCGACUUGCGCGAACUGCCAGGUGGCGGCCUCGAUGCUUCGCACAAGAGGAGAAAACCAUGGUGGAUGUUCUGGGCCUGAACGUCAGAGCGCCAACUCGACCGUUCUGUACGGACUCUAUCUAUGCCAAUAUCGGACAUGGGGUACUACCACACAUCCUUCAUUCACAUACCCUUAUUUUUGAUUCCUGUAACUUCACCUUGUUGUAGCUGGAGCGCCCUAAUUGUAUCCGAUACCAACAUUCUGCAUGUCGACAAUACACAUAAGAUCAAUUAUA